AUGUCAUCCACCACAAAAGAUAAGCUCAGCAAAUUCAAACAGCUACAGAAACAGCGAUCUCUAGCACAAUCGCAGAAUAAAUCCGACGUUUACAGAGAACACUCUAGAAACUCUACCACCCCCGCUGCCUUGCAAAAACAUUCACAAAAACAACAGGAUGCCGAGUUGGCUUUGUUAAAGAUGGACGAUCCGCUCACCAACCAACAGAUGGAGCGCAAGAAGCUAUGGAAUUACUCGGUAGAGGAUAACCAGAAAUGGCAUGAGAAAAAUCUGUCGGUCGAACAACGGUCCAAGAAUCAAAAUGACCAAAACAUCUUGGCAGAAAGAACUUACCUAAAAAAGAUAAACGAAAUUUCUAAGAAAAAAUUAUCUUUGGGUAUCAAAGAUGCCAGCGUUGAUUCCAAUGAUGGGGAAUAUCAGUUCGAUCAUCAACCUUCUAAACAAACCAUUGAAUUGUACACUGGGAGUUUACAAUCCUCGCAGAAUGCAAAAAUCACAAAGACGAACAAAAAUAAAUUGAAAAACGGUAAAGACACAACUUUGUAUAUUAAUAGAAAGAACAAAGAAUUCAAUGAAAAAUUGGCCAGACAUUAUGAUAAGCAUAUAGAGUGA
Messenger RNA from Saccharomycopsis crataegensis, 612 nucleotides. RefSeq names its product Syf2p (gene SYF2). The transcript has a single exon. The record is from RefSeq and is a predicted model, not a curated record. Bases 1 to 612 code for a protein of 203 amino acids. Lineage: Eukaryota; Fungi; Ascomycota; Saccharomycetes; Ascoideales; Saccharomycopsidaceae.